UCGCCUUGGUUCGUUCGAAAUGUGCUAAGUGCUCGUUCAAUGGAAGGCAAAAUGGAUAAGAAAACCAAAGGGAAAAUGAAAGAGAAGUCGCCCAAGUUGACUUUACGCAUGUCAUUCAGCAAGAAGGCUCGGAAUAAAACGGCUCCCGGUGGUGGAGUUGAUUUGGAAUCAUGGUUCAAGACGGGCACUACGAAGAAACCGGGCGCCCAACGGCCCAUCUCCGCCAUGGUGGUCAGGCCCAACUACGAUACGGACAUCAUCGACGUCGACGAAGAAGAGGAGCAAAAGCUCAUAGACGCCAUGGGAGAGAAGGAAGUUAACCUCAAAAUCGAGGAAUUAUUGAGCGAUAUGAAUUUGAACGACGACAAAAAGAAGCCGUUGCGUAACAUGCCGUUGGAGCAGAAGCGGGAGAUGUUGAAGAUGCAGAGCAAGAAGAAGGGCCAACAGGACACGGGCAAUCGUUUCAACGAUCCGGAGGACUACUACAAAUACCUGGACCAGCACGCCAACAACAACUCGGACUACCUGCAAUUGAACAAGUGCUUGGGGUGCAUGGAGAGCCUUCGCGUGGCCGUGGCCAACAAUCCGGUCAGCUGGGUGGAGAGAUUCAGCUCGAUCGGUGGCUUGGAAAAGGUUAUAAAAGUCCUGGAUUUGGGCGUUAAAAACAAAGACGUGAGAUUGCAAAUAGAAUGCUUGAAGUGCCUAGAGAAGUUUAUGAACAACACGACGGGUUUGAAAGCUUUUUUCAACUAUUCCAAAGGCCACUUGACGGUGGCCAGAUGUCUGGAUUACGAGAAACCACCCGUCAUGAUACAAGCUUUGAAGUUAUUGGCUCCUGUGUGUGUCUUGGACGAGAACGAAGAGGAGGUGGGUGUUAAAAGGGUGCUAAAAGCCAUCACCGAGGUCGGCGAAGAGAUGAACAGGGAGAGGUUUUUGCCAGUUGUAAAUGGUAUUACCAAAAGCGAUAACGUGGAUUUACAAAGUAUGUGUUUUCAAUUUAUCAACGCUCUAUUGAGCGAAACCGAAGACUUUGAAUUCCGAAUGCACUUGAGGAACGAAAUUGUCCGAAAUGGACUCUACGACAAAAUACAGCAACUGAAAAACGAGGCGCAUCCGGUAUUGAAGACACAAUUCAACAUAUUCGAAUUGAGACGCGAAGAUGACGCCGACGAAUUGCACGAACGUUUCGACAAGGUCCGAAUGGACUUGGACGACAUGCAGGAUUGCUUCGAAGUACUCAAAAACAUGACGUUAGACACCCCGUCGGAGCCCUAUCUCUUGAGUAUCCUCCAGCAUUUACUCUUCAUCAAGGACGACAUCGCGCUGAGAUCGGCGUACUUUAAGAUCAUAGAAGAAGUAAUAGCGCAAGUGGUGCUUCACAAGUCCGGUUUGGAUCCGGAUUUUAAAAAGAAUCACAUAGAAAUCGAUUUGCAAUCGCUCCUGGACGAGCUCAAAGACAAACCGAACCAAAUCGAGAGCGCCGAAGUGGAAAACCUGAAGAAACAACUCGAAGAAGCGCUGGCGGCCAAAACGGAGGCGGAGGCCAAGCUGGAAAUAGCCCUCGGUCGCGCCGUCUCCGCCGAAUCCACCGGCAAACUGAACCCCGAGCUGGUGAACAAGAUCACCGUCCCGCCGCCGCCGCCGAUGCCGGGCGCAGGCAGGGCGCCGGCGCCUCCUCCGAUGCCGGGCGCGCCGCCGCCUCCCCCUAUGCCCGGCGCGCCGCCGCCUCCGCCCAUGCCGGGCGUCGGUGGCGGUCCGCCUCCUCCUCCGAUGCCGCCAGGCGCCGGACCGCCGCCUCCUCCGCCGCCGCCCGGCAUGGGAGGAGGCCCGCCGCCACCGCCCGGGAUGGGCGCGAGACCGCCGCCGCCCAUGGGCGGCAUGGCCAGGCCGGACCUGUUGCCGUACGGUUUGAAGCCCAAGAGAAAGUGGGAGGUCAAGGGGCCUCUGAAGAGGGCCAAUUGGAAGAUGAUUCUACCGCAAAAAAUGUCGGAAUCAUCGUUUUGGAUCAAGGCGAAAGAGGAAGAGCUGGCCGAGCCGGAUAUUUUGGACGGUUUGGCUAAGAAGUUCUCUUCGAAACCGCCCAAAACGACGAACGACGUGACCGAUAAGUGUUACUCGACCGGCACGCUGAAGCGAGUAAAAGAAUUGAGAAUAUUAGACGGAAAAACGGCCCAAAAUAUCAGCAUUCUCUUGGGCGGUACUUUGAAGCACAUGUCUUACGAUGAAAUCAAACGGGCCUUGUUGAGGUGCGACGAGGAGAUUUUGACCGGUAAUACCAUCGAACAAUUAGUACAAUAUUUACCGCCCGCGGAUCAACUGAACAAAUUGCAAAAUUUGAAGGAAUCCUAUCAAGACUUGACGGAAGCCGAGCAAUUUUGCGUCAAACUAUCGGAAGUCAAGCGAUUAAUGCCCAGAUUGAAAUCCCUAAGUUUCAAAUACCAUUAUACGGAAAUGGUGCAAGACACAAAACCUGGCAUUGUAGCCGCUACGACUGCUUGCGAGGAAGUUAAAAAGAGCAAAAAAUUCGCCAAAAUAUUAGAACUGAUUCUACUAAUGGGUAAUUACAUGAAUACUGGAAGUAAAAACGGUCAAGCAUUCGGAUUCGAAAUGUCGUUCCUAACCAAGUUAACAGCCACCAAAGACAUCAACAACAAACAAACCCUUCUCCACUACAUCACCGAAACGAUAGAAGCAAAGUGGCCGGAUUUGUUGAGCUUCUACGACGAAAUGCCGCAUAUAGAUCAAGCCAGUCGAGUGUCUUUGGAGAACAUACAGAAAACCUUAAAACAGAUGGACAGCAGCAUUAGGAAUCUAAAAACGGAUCUAACGCACAACAGGGUGCCGCAAAGCGACGACGAUAAAUUCCUCGACAAAUUCGCCGAAGAAGCCCGAGAACAGUGCGAUAUACUGCACAAAAUGUUCAAGAAAGUGGAAAAUCUGUUUGGAGAUUUGGCCGAAUACUACGUGUUCGACAAACAGAAGUACACGCUCGAGGAAUUCUUCACGGAUUUGAAGACGUUCAAAGACAGUUUUUGCAAAGCCAAGAUGGACAAUCUGAAGGAAAAGGAAUUGGAAGAGAAGAGGGACAAGGCGAAACAGGCGAAGUUGAAGCAAGAGAAGGAGAAGGAAGAGAGGAACAAGAGGCGACUGGUGGAUAUGAAUCCUUCCGAGACUCAGGAGGGCGUUAUGGAUAGUUUAUUGGAAGCUCUUUCGACGGGUAGUGCUUUCGGAAGGGAGCAGAAAAGACGAAGAGGACAUCGACCUGCCGGAGCUGAAAGAAGAGCUCAAUUAGUCAGGUCGAGAUCGAGAACGGCAUUAAUAACCGGUAGAGAAUUAACUAGCGAUAUAACCGCCUAGGGAUUAUACAACGAAUUAAACAAGCUCAACGAAUCAAACAGUUUUUUUUAAUGUCGAUAUAAUUUAUUGUUCCCGUUUGUAAAUAAUAGUUUUUUUGUAUUUGUAUAUUUAGCGUUUCGAAACGAAUCUCUCUCGAUUCUGUUUCAAUUCGUUGGAAAUUUUUGGUCGAAAUAAUUGUAUAAUUAUUUUUUUUUAAUUUCCAACGAAUCGAAACGAAUAACGUUUUUAUAUGUUUUUAAGUCACUACCGAUUUUCCGUGCCGUCCCGAAUUUACUUCUUUAUUGUUUAAAUCUCUCGUUAAUUCCGUUUUUUAAUUAAUUAGUAAAUUAUCAAUUUAUAAUAAAUCAUUACAGGAUUCUUCAUUUAAUUGAAGCUGGCUCACACUGUAUAUAAAUAACGAGAGAACGACAAUAUUAAGUAAUUUAGAAAUUAGGAGAAAAAUGGGUCAUUUACUUAAGGGAUUUCCGGAAAUCUUGAUACUUGUAAAAUAUUCCUGUAAAAUACGUACAAUAAUUAGUGAACACUUAUUAUACAUAUUUAUUUAUAAUUAAUAUUUUUAUAUAAAAGAAAUUGUGAAUAUUAUAAAUUUUUAAUAAAUUAUUUUUAAAUUGUUAA
Phyllotreta striolata is the source of this 3972-nucleotide messenger RNA. The record is from the annotation of a GenBank genome assembly. NCBI's taxonomy places the organism in Eukaryota, Metazoa, Arthropoda, Insecta, Coleoptera, Chrysomelidae.